AUGACUUUGGUGGCAAGACCCAUUCCUCCUACGCCUCCCCAGUCCACAGACGGACAUCCCUUGCCCGAAGAGUCCUUCGAAGGCUCUGGCAUAUACCGACCUGUGUACAACACCAUAAAUAUGUCUGGCCAGGAAAACAACGGUGUCCAGACCCAGCCCCAGACUCAGCGGCAGCCUCAGUCACAGUCCCAGUACCAGUCCCAAGCAAUGCACUACGGUUCUCCCCCACUCCAUACCACCCCCAGUUUCCCUCAAAACAUGCCCCCUCAGUCGAUCAUGAUGUCUGGUACCCAGGUCACCACGCCUCCUCCGGUAUCUGAUGAAAGUCUCAUCCCAAUGGGGUCACCUACCAUGAUGACCCCUUCGCCACCUUGGACACGGGCCCCGCAUGCUCGCAACAAGACACCAGUCAAGGCAGCCAAGCAGCGACGCAACCGUAACCGGAGAGAACUCUCCGAUCCAGGUAUCAAGCUUGAUGGACCAAUCAGUCAGCUCACUGAAACUUUCCACACUACUCCGAUCAAAGACAUGGAUGCUUGGGUGUCUCGGUCUGCUCAUGAGCGACAAAACGAAGUCCGCAAGAAGAAUGGGAAGAUCUCUCGGCCCAUGAAUUCCUUCAUGCUUUACCGGUCUGCAUACGCAGAGCGCACCAAGAGGUUAGUGGGCGCGAAUAACCAUCAGAUCGUCUCAAAGAUCGCGGGCUUGGGCUGGAAGCUAGAGCCCGUUGAGAUUCGCCGAAAAUACGAAGACCUGGCAAAGCUAGAACGGGAUAACCAUGCCGCAACACAUCCAGACUACAAGUUCUCGCCCAACAAGCCCCCACCUGCCAAUCGACGCGAUUGUAGCUCUCCUACUAUCGUCGAUGAGGGAUUUUUCUCUGACAUGGACAGUGAUCUUGGAUCAAGUAUGGGUCGUGGGUCUUCCUAUAUCCACUCUCGAUCCCAGAGCUUUGAAGAGGCCUACUAUGACAGUAGCCGGGAUUCCUCGCCAUUUGGGCCUGACUCGAUGAUGACACCCGGAUCUGUUCACUCCUCCUGGCAAAACACAAGCCACCCAAAUGGCCUCCCAGCGAUGCAGCCCGACUCUCUCCAGGGUCACGAAUCCUAUGCUGGAGAUAUACACUACCGCCCGACCAGCCCAAACCAGCAGGGCAUUGGAUAUGGCUCUUCCCUCGCUGGACUCCCUGGUGCUGCUCACCACGAGUUGCUCCAGCCUCAGCUUACCCACCCAUCACACGGUUUUCCUAUGCAUGACAUGGAUCCCCGGCUUCUCAGCAAUAGCGCCGAGUCUUCUGGAGUUGCCACCAUGGCCGGCUCUUCCUAUGCUGCCACUCCUGGCUCAUAUUCGACCUGGGUUGACGAGACCCAGCCAGGCUUUUACGCUGCCUCAUCGGCACCGUCCAUGCCCCCCAGCACUGUUUCAUACGCUCAUCCUAGCAUGUCGUCUGCGUACCUCCCCAGCAUGCAGAGCCUCGAGGGCCGGGAUUCAACAUGGGAUAUGCCUCACCAUGAAAGCAUGGCUGACCCUACUAGCACUGAGUUCGAGUUGUGGUGCUCCACGGAUCCCAACUCCAACAACUACUAA
Messenger RNA from Penicillium concentricum, 1584 nucleotides. RefSeq names its product HMG-box domain-containing protein. The record is from RefSeq and is a predicted model, not a curated record. The transcript is spliced from 3 exons. Bases 1 to 1584 code for a protein of 527 amino acids. Gene Ontology annotation, biological process: cell differentiation; regulation of DNA-templated transcription; anatomical structure morphogenesis. Gene Ontology annotation, molecular function: RNA polymerase II cis-regulatory region sequence-specific DNA binding; DNA-binding transcription factor activity, RNA polymerase II-specific. Lineage: Eukaryota; Fungi; Ascomycota; Eurotiomycetes; Eurotiales; Aspergillaceae.